This is a messenger RNA of Odontomachus brunneus, 2739 nucleotides long. Its product is annotated as thyrotropin-releasing hormone-degrading ectoenzyme-like. Gene Ontology annotation, biological process: peptide catabolic process; proteolysis. The transcript is spliced from 10 exons. Gene Ontology annotation, cellular component: cytoplasm. The record is from RefSeq and is a predicted model, not a curated record. Lineage: Eukaryota; Metazoa; Arthropoda; Insecta; Hymenoptera; Formicidae. Gene Ontology annotation, molecular function: peptide binding; zinc ion binding; metalloaminopeptidase activity. Bases 463 to 2634 code for a protein of 723 amino acids.
UCAUAUGUUUCCUGUGGAUUUUAACGGGUUUCUUAAAUGCCCCCGCAAGAAUUUGAAAAUUCGUAGCACUAAUCUCUAUAUUGCUGAGCUUUUUCGAAACGAAUCUUUUUUCCUCACACGUCAUAGCGAAAAAUAAGAGAAGAAACUUUUGUAAGAAUCUUAUAAAAUCCGGAUAUGUCCAGAUUGUUUUGAAACAUUUCAUAAGCGUAGAAGAUAUCCUUGCAGUUUAAAAGAUGUUAUAAGAAAUAUUUUUCCACCAGAGUAUACGAUGCGCUGAAAUCUUUGUAUAAAGUUUAUAUAAUUCGAGAUGUAGUAAUACAUACUUCUUCAAUAUUAGACACCGUAUCUACAUGAUCUUUAUGAAAGUAUAUCAAUCAAUCGUGUAUCGAGCUUAUAAUACGGCUGAAAAUUUUUCCCUACCCAAAUUCCUUUUUCAAAUACGGCAGGUGGAUUGUCACCAACAUGUAUUCAUCAAACGCAAUUAAAAGACUGUUUCCAAACUGGUAUGAUACGGAGAUAGAAGAAUACUUGCAUAUGACAGUGAAAUAUGAUAUAUCAUAUAAGAUCUUCUCGAGUGUACCUGAAUGGUAUGAUUAUCAAGAUAGAAAUGUACGAAGGACGUUUUACACGCACUUUGACGAAAUUUCUACUUAUUCCAUCACAUUUAUGUUCGUCCAUGGUUUGAUAACAAACACCAAACAAUACGAUAUGAACUAUUUGUGGCAAGAAGGGAGAGCAACGCCAUCAGUCACACACAUGCACAUAGUAGCAUAUCAUACCAUAUUGCAUUUUAAUUGGGUCGUAAACAUCAUUUUGUCUAAAAUCAUAAAUAAAAUUGACCAUGUCAUACUCCCAUAUGGCCCGAUGAAGUCUGCGGGACGUCUUGGACUAAUUGCUUACAGGGAAAAAGAUGUUAUGUACAAGGAAGGAGUAGAUUCUCCUGGAAAAAUGAUUGAUAUUGCGAAGUUGGUAUCAUACGAAAUGUCACGUCAAUUGUUCAUCGGUGUAAUGAACUCGCAUGUUCACAUUGAGGAUAAAUGGCUUGAUGAGAUACUUGCGUCCUUCUACAGUUUUUACAUUGUAGAUAAGAUAUGGUUGGGAGAAGAAAUGAUGGACCUGUUCGUAGUCCAAAAUUUACUUUCUACAUUAGAUAUUGACAUUUAUUUAGAGACUAAACCUAUUAUGCAUAAAUCUAAGAGGGAUUAUGGUAUUGAUGGAUUACUAUACCCUUUACUGUAUCACAAGAAAGCAUUCGCCAUAAUUCGUUUGUUACUCUAUUUGAUCACUCCACAAAAGUUUGAUGAGAUUAUUAAGAGAUAUGUACAAUCACGCAACACAAAUUUCUGGACAAUCGUUGACCAAAUAUAUCCUCAAAGAUACCAUAAAAUAUAUACAAUAAAAGAAAUAAUGGACUUAUGGUUAACGGAAAUACACCACCCAGAAAUAACAUUUACUCGGAACUAUAAUAUUAAAACAGUGACGUAUAAUGCAACAUUUUCUAAUAAUACCUUCAAUUUUAUUAUACCCAUUACUUAUGUUAUGACGCCAGACAUGCAAGUGUACAUUAAUUUCUUUUGGAGUAAAAGAAAUGAAACAACAUCUAUUACUAACAUUGAAUCAAAUCAUUUUCUUUUAGUCAAUAUGAAACUAUUCGGUUACUAUCGAGUUAAUUACGAUAGCCAGAAUUGGUUACUGCUUGCGAAGUAUUUACAGUCUGCCAACUCUACACGCAUAGCUGUUCUCAAUCGAGCACAGAUUGUCAACGAUGCAUUUUACUUUACAACAGCUGGGAAAAUAGAACCUUUACUCUUCUUCAAUGUUAUAAAGUUUCUAAAUAACGAGACUAAUUAUAUAGUAUGGCAUCCAAUGUUUAACAUUCUCUCGUAUAUGUCGACUUUCUUAAAGUUUUCAGUAGGCGAAUCGACAAAGGCAAAGUUUCUGCUUAUAUUGAAUUCACUUCUUCGUAAAGUGGGAUACGAAGAACAAAAAUCCGAUACUGAAAUGACGAUGCCGCUAAGAUUACUAGCAAUAAAGUGGGCUUGCGAGUUCGGCCAUGAAGAAUGCAGAAAGGUCACUGCCAAAAAAUUGAUCGCGUAUAUACACAAUAGUGAACAAAACAUAAUUACGCGGUGGACAAACUGGAUGUACUGUACCGGAAUGAUGAACGUAAAUAGGACUGUUUCGAAACUGCUUUGGCAACAAGGCGUUGAAGGAGAAAAUAUGGAGAUUUUAGAACGCUUAAUGUGUAUAGAAGAUGAAAAUAUCUUAUUACAUUAUUUGGAAUGGAUGUCGAUUGUGAGACCCUAUGAGAUCAAUACAACAAAAUUAUCAAUGGGAAAAUUACAUCGUUUUAUUAUUAAGAAACAUGUUGCAAAGCAAAAAGUGCUGAAUUUUUUCUUGAAUAAUUAUUUCCAAAUAAUAGAUAGAUUCCCCCACGAUUUUCACGGUAAUCUAACUCUAUUCGGUGAUAUCGUUAUGAAUGUGCAUAGCGAAAUGCUACUCAGUAAGAUAAGUAUGCGCAUAACCACGGAGUUUGUUGGUUAUGAACUAUGGAGCAAGGUUGAAAAACUGAUAGAAAUACGACGAGAUCAGCUAUUAAAACAGCGAAGGAAGUUUACAGUAUUUCAGGAUUAAUGUUUUAUAGUGAUGUAACCUAGCUGAUGCAUAGUUUUUACCAUCAUUUAUACGAAUUAUAAUUUUUACCAUUAUUUAUACGAAUUAUAAUGUGUGGGCUUUUUA